AAUUAGCCAAAGCAACCAACAGCAGAUGCGAAAAAUUGGAACCGUGCAGUUAAAUACCUCGUCGAAAUUAGGGAUAGCGUCACUGUGGACGGAAGGGCAUCAUUCUCCAACUCAGCUCUAUAUUCACAGGUGCAAUAUUCCAUUCCUUUCUUCACUUGAUUUCUCCAAUUCGCUAUGGCGGCAGCAGCAUUUAAUGCUCCUUCCGUUGCGUCCGCCUUCUCCGGCAAAUGCAUCUCUAAUAAUCAGACUGGGUUUCGGGCAUUCAAAUCCAAGUGUCAUUUUUCAACAAGCUGGCCGAGGCUUAGUGUUAAAGCCAUGGCAGCAAGCAAGGUCGUCACACAGGAUGACCUGAAAAAACUGGCGGCUGACAAGGCUGUCGAAUACGUGGAAAGCGGCAUGGUGUUGGGUCUCGGCACGGGAUCCACUGCCGCCUUCGUGGUGGCCAAAAUAGGCGAGUUAAUGAAAUCUGGCGCUCUCAAGGACAUAGUUGGCAUUCCCACAUCGAAGCGGACGGCAGAGCAGGCGGCCUCGCUGGGAAUUCCUUUGUCAGUACUAGAUGAUCAUCCGAAGAUUGACCUGGCCAUUGACGGUGCCGACGAGGUUGAUCCGGAGCUGAACCUGGUCAAGGGUCGCGGUGGCGCUCUUCUCCGCGAAAAGAUGGUCGAAGCUGCCUCCUCCAAAUUUGUUGUUGUGGUGGACGAAUCGAAGUUGGUGGAGGGCCUUGGCGGCAGCAAGCUGGCCAUGCCCGUCGAGGUGGUGCCAUUCUGCUGGAAGUACAAUGCUCAGCGGCUCCAGGCUCUUUUUGAUGCUGAGGGUUGCCAGGCCAAGCUGCGUAUGGAUGGUGAAAAGCCUUAUGUGACAGAUAAUUCAAAUUAUAUUGUGGAUUUGUAUUUUGAGACCCCAAUUAAGGAUGCCAGGGCUGCCAGCCGUGCAAUUUUAGGAUUCGAGGGUGUUGUGGAGCAUGGGCUUUUCCUUGACAUGGCUACGGCUGUCAUUAUUGCUGGAUCUGAUGGUGUCUCUGUCAAAUCAAAGUGACAGAGAAACUAAAGAUAUUUUGCAGGCUUCCAUGGUCACAGUCAAUUUAUGCAUCUCUAUCAUUUAUUGCAAUGGAAGAUGCAAUGCUGGUUGAUGGCAGAAUGUUGAGAUAUAACUUGUCUUGUCUUCCAUUGCAAAAAUUUGCUGUGAUGUACUUUCUUCUGUGGCUACUUUUGGUGUUUUCAUGGAGUGUAGAUUGAAUUGGACACUGAAUUUAUAUCACUAUCAAUAUAGUUUUUAGUGGAUUGUAAACGAAACUUAUUUGAGUGGAUCAAUCCUCGAUAUAACCAUAUUUGAAGAAAUGCUGGUCCAAAACAAUUAUGAA
This is a messenger RNA of Cryptomeria japonica (Japanese cedar), 1360 nucleotides long. Its product is annotated as probable ribose-5-phosphate isomerase 3, chloroplastic. The record is from RefSeq and is a predicted model, not a curated record. The coding region runs from base 175 to 1035 and encodes 286 amino acids. Gene Ontology annotation, molecular function: ribose-5-phosphate isomerase activity. Gene Ontology annotation, biological process: pentose-phosphate shunt, non-oxidative branch. The transcript has 2 exons. NCBI's taxonomy places the organism in Eukaryota, Viridiplantae, Streptophyta, Pinopsida, Cupressales, Cupressaceae.